Molecule: messenger RNA, 2863 nt
Organism: Medicago truncatula (barrel medic)
Lineage: Eukaryota; Viridiplantae; Streptophyta; Magnoliopsida; Fabales; Fabaceae
Product: G-type lectin S-receptor-like serine/threonine-protein kinase At1g34300
Exons: 1
Coding region: 78-2468 (796 amino acids)
Biological process (GO): recognition of pollen; protein phosphorylation
Molecular function (GO): ATP binding; protein serine/threonine kinase activity
Source: RefSeq, a predicted model, not a curated record
UAGCCGCCACCACCAAUCUCAUCUCAUCUAAAAAUGACACCUAAAUCCAACCAAACACACACUUUCAUCUUCCAAACAUGCAUCUCUCUAUUUUCUUCCUCCUUUUGUUUUUCCUCACAAAUCUUCAACCUUCAUUUUCCCAACAACAACAUCAAAAACUAACAUCAUUCAACAUCUCAAACUCACCAUGGCUUCCUUCACAAAACAUAACACUAACCUCACCAAACACAAAUUUCUCAGCUGGUUUUUUUCCUAUACCAAAUUCACAAAACCUCUUCACUUUCUCUAUUUGGUUCACAAAAAUACCUCAAUCUUCAAAUCCUCUUAUUUGGAGCAUACCAACAAAUCUAAGUUCAUCUUCCUCUCUUGUUAUCACUUCAAAAGGUGAACUUUUACUCAACAAUGUUUCCUUUGUUAAUCAUUCCAAUUCCUCACAACUUGUUCUUCAUGAUAGUGGAAACUUAGUUUUUGGAAAUUGGACUAGUUUUUUGAAUCCUACUAAUACUAUUGUACCAAGCCAAAAUAUUAGUGGAAUUGAAAUUGUUUCAAGUAAUGACAAGUAUAAGUUGAUUAAUUCUAGUUUUUUGAUUCUCAAUGAUAAUUCAUCUUCUCAAUACUAUAACACACAAAGCCCUUUGGUGAGUAUGGAUGAUCUUGGAAAAAUGAGUUAUCAAAGUAACUCUUUUCUUACUUCUGAUUAUGGUGAUUCUAGGAUUAGAAAACUUGUUCUUGAUGAUGAUGGAAAUUUGAGAAUUUAUAGUUUUUAUCCUGAACAAAAGAAUACAUGGGUUGUUGUUUGGUUAGCGAUUUGGGAAUCGUGUAAAAUCAAAGGAAAAUGCGGUCCUAAUUCGAUAUGUAUGCCUAGAGAAGAUUUUUAUAAUUCAACUUAUUGUGUUUGUCCUUCUGGAUUUGAGCCUGUUGAAGGUGGAAGUGAAAAGGGUUGUAAGAGGAAAAUUCAACUUUCUAGUAAUAUUCAUUUUCUUAGGCUUGAUUAUGUAAACUAUACGAGUAAUGGUUCAAUGAACCAAAUUACUGCUAAUAACUACUCAAUUUGUGAAUCAAACUGUACAAGAAAUGUGGACUGUCUUGGAUUUGGAUUCAAAUACGAUGGAUCGGGACUUUGUGUUUUGCUACGAGGUAAACAGCUUCAGUAUGGUUAUUGGUCACCGGGGACUGAACUUGCUUUGUUUUUGAAAGUGGAUCAGAAGGAAACAGAAGCUCCUAAUUUCAUUGGUAUGACAGAAGUUAUGCAAACAACUUGUCCUGUGAGGAUAAGUUUGCCUUUGCCGCCGAAGGAUUCGAACACUACCACGAGAAAUAUUGUUAUUAUCUGCACGCUUUUUGCGGCUGAACUCAUUGCUGGUGUGGCUUUCUUUUGGUCUUUCCUUAAGAGGUAUAUCAAGUAUAGGGACAUGGCUACCACAUUAGGUCUUGAGCUUUUACCUGCAGGUGGUCCGAAAAGGUUUACCUACUCGGAGAUCAAAGCUGCUACUAAUGAUUUCUCGAAUCUCAUUGGGAAGGGUGGAUUUGGAGAUGUUUAUAAAGGCGAGUUGCCAGAUCACCGUGUUGUUGCGGUGAAGUGCUUAAAGAAUGUUACUGGAGGUGACGCUGAGUUCUGGGCGGAAGUUACAAUCAUUGCGAGGAUGCAUCAUCUUAACUUGGUUCGAUUGUGGGGUUUCUGCGCCGAGAAAGGUCAAAGAAUACUUGUUUAUGAAUACAUCCCGGGUGGAUCAUUGGACAAGUACCUCUUCAGGGUCAAGUCUAAAAAGAGUAGUGGUACUGGUGAGUCAGAAUCUGAUCUAAGUCAUGAUACUAGCCUACCAGAUCCAAGUAUCUCAGAUAAACCUGUUUUGGAUUGGAACAUGAGGUAUAGAAUUGCACUUGGUAUGGCAAGGGCUAUUGCGUAUCUACAUGAGGAGUGUUUGGAAUGGGUUUUGCAUUGUGAUAUUAAGCCAGAAAACAUUCUCUUAGGCGAUGAUUGUUGUCCUAAGAUAUCGGAUUUUGGAUUGGCGAAACUAAGGAAAAAAGAAGACAUGGUGACUAUGUCAAGAAGGAGAGGAACUCCUGGUUAUAUGGCACCUGAAUGGAUAACAGCAGAUCCAAUAACUUCUAAAGCUGAUGUUUAUAGUUUUGGUAUGGUGUUGUUGGAGCUUGUGAGUGGAGUGAGGAACUUCGAGAUUCAAGGCUCUGUGGCGAGGAGUGAUGAAUGGUAUUUUCCUGGAUGGGCUUUUGAUAAGAUGUUUAAGGAAAUGAGAGUUGAAGAAAUUCUUGAUAGUCAAAUUUGUCAUGCUUAUGAUAGUAAAGCACAUUUUCAAUUGGUUAACAGAAUGGUGAAGACUGCGAUGUGGUGCUUGCAAGAUAGGCCUGAGGCAAGGCCAACAAUGGGGAAAGUUGCUAAGAUGAUAGAAGGGACUGUGGAGAUCAUGGAUCCUAAGAAACCAACAGUUUUCUUCCUUGGGGAAGAGUAGUUUGAUUGUUAAUGAUGUUUUAUAUUCAAGUCCUCUGUAGCACCGACACUUCAAAUUAAUGUGCAUGUCCGGCACCAUCAUGACAUUGAGACAUGUAACUACCGAUGUCUACGUGUUAGUGUCGUGUCUAAUAUCUGUGUCAGUGCUUGAAUUUAGUAAUCAAAUGUACAAUUUUAGUUAGCUUGAAUUUUCUCUUCCACUGUAAUAUGUUUUGUUCAACUGUAAUUUAUAUUUACCACUGUUGCAAGUGUGUUUUGAUUUUUAGCAUCAAUGACAUGAGUCUUUUUUUUCCUCUUUCAUGUAUGUUCUUCUCUUGUUUGAUAAGUCGGUCAUUGCGUUGACAGAGAAAAAAAUGUUUCUAUUUCUUGUGUCUGGAUAUGUAAUCUAAAAAAAAA